This is a messenger RNA of Colletotrichum orchidophilum, 591 nucleotides long. RefSeq lists its product as uncharacterized. The transcript has a single exon. Lineage: Eukaryota; Fungi; Ascomycota; Sordariomycetes; Glomerellales; Glomerellaceae. The record is from RefSeq and is a predicted model, not a curated record. The annotation marks the transcript as partial.
CGUCCCGCCCUUCCCCAUCCGCCCAUCCUUCGGCCCAUCUUUUUGCUCGGCACCCCCCUCCCACCUUUCGCCUCUGGGUUCUUCCCCCUUCUCGGCGCUGUUGGACCGGGUAUCAAGUCAAAGGCCCGGACGAACAACUCAUCGUCCCAUCUUCAUCCGCUUCGCUUCUGCCCAAUUACCACGCAGUUCCGUCCCCCCUCCUGCUCUCGCCGUCACUCGAACUGGCAUCGGACAGAGUUUGACAAAAGCCGGGAAGCCAGAGCCGAACAUAGGCAAAGAAGGAGCACAUUGUUGCAAACAAUAUACCACAGACUGUGGACGAGACAGCCGGUCCACGGCGCACCCAGCAGCAUACAUACAAGACUGUUUCGGCGAGCCAGCGUCCAAUCCAGUCUACGAGUAGUCUUCUCUCCCCUCCUUGCUUUACCUUGGAGCAGCUACUGCAGCUCGAUCGAGUUUGUCCCGCUCCAUACACAAGGUCCGACCGAAGGAGAGAAGCACCACUGCUUCGAAGCUCCCGCCCCAACCGAACCCUGGUCUCUGAUGAUCGCCGCCAAGACCCACCAUCAGUCAUUUACUUCACGCAGUUGA